Messenger RNA from Acaromyces ingoldii, 2871 nucleotides. RefSeq lists its product as hypothetical. Gene Ontology annotation, cellular component: membrane. Lineage: Eukaryota; Fungi; Basidiomycota; Exobasidiomycetes; Exobasidiales; Cryptobasidiaceae. Gene Ontology annotation, molecular function: sucrose:proton symporter activity. The coding region runs from base 64 to 2811 and encodes 915 amino acids. The record is from RefSeq and is a predicted model, not a curated record. The transcript is spliced from 2 exons.
CCUUCCCCCCUCGCUAUCUUCUUUCUUUCCUCCUCGCAUCGACCUGCUUCGUCGCCCUCGACGAUGCCAGCGCAGCCCUUGGUGCCUCCGCCCGAGCCCGAUCCGCACGCGCUGGAGUCGCUCGAUGACCUUAUCUCACGAAGAGAACAAGAUGCUCGGCGGGAGCAGUCGGAAUCUGUAGAUCCAAGCGCCGUUCCAGCGUCUCCCGCUCGCCGCGAUAUCGCGGGUCCUCGCAGCCCACUAAUUACUACGGAAGAGGGAGCAGGCUCGAGCGCUAUCGUCACAUCUCCUAUAACGUCGCCCAUCAGCGGUACAGGGGCUCACAACGGUGACUCUGCGUUUUCUUCACGGACUGUGCCGCGAGACGAGAGGCGAUGGAACGGCUUCCAUCUCUGGAGGACCGAGUCGUACAAUCUUCGAGCCGCCAGGCAGCGUGCCGCACUCGAGGCGCAAAGGCUCGCAGAGAGGGGCAGCUGGAUCAAAAGAGCGGCAAAUGUCGUCACUGCGCGUGUGGGCACCUGGCUCGGGAGCGCAUGCAGAGGCGUGAGGGGAGACAGGGGCCAGGACGAAGACGACGGCGAAGAACAGAAGGGCUCCGACACCACGAGAAUGAUGUUGCUUACGCUGGUCAUUGCGGGCGCGCAAAUGGCUUGGACGCUCGAAUUCGGCUACGGAACGCCAUACUUGCUUUCGCUGGGCCUGUCAAAGUCGGCCACGUCGCUCGUCUGGAUCGCAGGCCCCGUCUCCGGUCUCAUUGCCCAACCCCUGAUCGGUGUCCUGUCCGACUUGAGCACCUCACGCUGUCGGAGAAGGCAGUACAUCCUCUCUUCGACCCUUGUUCUGAGCCUUUCAACGCUAACGUUGGCGUUCAGUGGGCCGAUCAGCACGCUCCUUUGCGACAUACUCCACACCGGGCUCGCUGACUGGGACCCGCGCCGCAAGGAAGCCGUCAAGCAAAUCAACCAGGGCCUCGCCAUUCUCGCCUUCUGGAUUCUUGACCUGAGCAUCAAUGCUUUGCAGGCCAGUGCAAGGGCCCUCAUCCUCGAUGCGACGCCCAACAACAUGCACUCUCGCGCAAAUGCCUGGCACGGUCGCAUGACGCACGUUGGAAACGUCGUCGGAUACGCUGCAGGAUGGGCCGAUUUGGGCAGCAGCAGGGCUCUGGCUUGGCUCGGUGGGGAUCAAUUCCGCAAGUUUGCUGUCGUCAGCAUCAUAGGCGUCACCACAUGCGCAGUCAUCACCAGCGUCAGCAUCCAGGAGGCCUACUCCUUGCCAGGCGAUACCGUCUUGCCCUCGUCGGCAGCUUCCCAACACACAGCCAUGUCGCCAACCGAUGAUCACCCGCGUCAAGCUCGUCAACGAAGCCGCCCACCCUCACCGACAUUUUCCAAGCUGAUGGGGGAGGCUCUUGGUCACAUUUGGCACUCGAUUCGCAGGCUUCCUCGAGCUGUACGAAGGGUAUGCGUGGUGCAGCUAUUUGCGUUCAUGGGAUGGUUCCCCUUUCUGUUCUAUGCAACCGAAUGGCUCAUAGAGACGAGGCAAGCGGAACGAGAAGCAAACCACGCGAAGCUUGGUGGGGGCGACGUCACCGACAAGGAUAAAGAGAUGGGCAGUCUAGCUUUGCUCCUCUUUGCCAUUGUCUCGCUCGUAUCCGGUGCUGUCCUGCCCUUUCUCUCGCUGUCUAAUUCUGCAAAGGCCACACAGCAGCCGAUCCACCUUGAAGGACCAGAAAGACAGCCACUUGGCCGACAGUCCCGUGCCCAUCGACAGGUCAAUGGUGCUGGCGAAGCCCACGGCGAGGAAGGUGCAUUCUACGAUGGAGAUGACGACGGUGUCGGCGAGAGCCAAGACAAAGGCGUUCAGGCAUCAUUGUCAUCCUCGAAGAAGCCUGGCAAGCUAACACUUCGGACUAUGUGGACCCUCUCAUCGGUCCUCUUUGGCCUCCAGGCUGGCAUCGUCACCUUUUUCGUGGAGAAGUCGAGCCGCGCUGCCAUCGUCUUGAUUGCAUCGAUUGGCGUGCCAUGGGCGGUGGCAAGCUGGGUCCCGUUUGCUCUCGUCAUGGAGGCUGUGCGCGAGGCCGAAGAGGGUCUCUCGCCAUUCGAAUUCGAUGCCGAUUGGUUCGCGCCGCAACAGGUCAGGAGGCGACGAAAGAGGAGAAAGAUGGAUGACGAAAUACGACGGCGCAGUCGGACUUUUUCUGCAAGCCUUGACCAUGACAACGACGAAGAAGAGAGUGGAGAGAUUGGCGAGGAGGAGGCGAGGAGAAGGGUGGCAAGGGCGGUGUUGGACUGCGGGGAGCUCGUUCCCUCUUCUUCUUCACCGUCCGGACAGAGCAGGCGAAGGCUCUCGCGAACCUUGGCGGGCGAGUCUGGCUCACCUCGACGAGGACUGUCCGGUGUCGAGGGCUCGAACGGCGGAGGUGCAGCGGCCAUUCUCGAGGUCACCAACGUCGAAGACGAUUCCAACAACACCAGCAAUGCUAAUGGCGACUCGUUGGGAGGCACGGUGCUGGGCAUCCACAACUUGGCAGUCGUCCUGCCCCAGCUCGUCGUGGCUGUCGUGGCCGCCCUCAUCUUUCGCGCAACCUCAUCGGACGCUGUAGUCACAACACCUACUGGAAAAAGAGGGGAGGUGGGAGGAGCCGUCGUUUGGGUCAUUCGGUUCGGAGGCCUGCAGUCGCUCUUUGCGGCCAUCCUCACGCGCUUUGUGCCAUUGACAAGAACAGAGAGGGCUCUACGUGGCGACAAGAAUCUGUUGGGAAACGCCGAGCUCGACGAGGAUGAUGAAGUGAGCGAAGAUGAGACUGACUGAACGCUCUAUUUCAUGUUGAACUGUAACAUAAUUUCAAUGGGAUGUGAUCACACCUUCUUU